UAGACACGAUUGUGCCUACUGGAGGCAGAAAUACGCCGAGGAUGAGUGUGCCUGGUUCACAUUUCGUCCCACAAUCACGUUUGCGCGUUUCUGUCUAGAGUCAGCGGAUACAUGCAACGACAUCAGAACCAGCGACUGAAAAUAACACGGGAUGCAGAGUUAUGGCUGCUGAGCUGUCCUGUUGCUAGGAGACCUUUUGACAGCUAAGAUUUAAAACAGCGGCUGUCUGAAGGUCAUUCUUAAAACAGAGAAGUGCUCGGGUGGCACUACCGCCGAGGGACACCCAACGCCAAUGAAUCCUGCACCCGCUCACGCUCGCGCUGCUGCUGUACUGUUCGGUCAGCUGACGGUGGGCUGGGGCAGUGUGGCGUGCUGAUAUUGGUCCUGCUGGUGUCUUGGCAACAGCGUACUUGUAGUAAGUUCUAGCAGGCCAAAGCCCCUCCCACCUCUCCCUUUGGACCAUGCCUUCUGAGCCUCCGCCAAGCCCCCAGGUCAUGCUGACAGGUCAGAGGCUCUGUCAGUCCAAGUCCCAUCAGCACUCUGUUCUCGCUGCUCUCAACCAGCAGCGUAAGGAAGGCCUCCUCUGUGAUGUCACCCUGGUUGCCGGGGAACAGAAGUUUCAUGCCCAUAAGGCCGUACUUGCGGCCUGCAGUGAUUACUUCCGGGCCAUGUUCAGUCUACGUAUGGCAGAGAGUGAGGCGGAUGAGGUCACUCUACAGGGAGUGUCUGGUGUUGGACUUAAGCAUGCUCUAGACUUUGCCUACACAGGCCAGAUCGUGUUGGAGCCCAGUCUGAUCCACGACGUUCUGUCUGCUGGGAGUCAUCUGCAGCUCCUGGAGCUCCUUAGCCUCUGCUCACACUACCUAAUUCAGGAGCUGAACAGCGUAAACUACCUGGAGCUGUACCGGCUGGCCGAUCUGUUCCACCUGCCGCCGUUGGAGGAGGCUGUAGUGGCCUACGUUGUGGAGCACCUGUCUGAGAUCCAGCACGGCUGUGAGGAGGAGGUGUUUCUCCUGCCGGCUCGCCUCCUCCGGGAGGUGCUCAAGAGUGACCGCCUCACCUCCCUCAAUGAGGAGGAGAUCUGGCAGCUGCUGGUGCGUUGGUUAGAGCAUGGCUGUAGGCUGCAGUACUCGGAGGAGCUGCUCCAGCACGUGCGCUAUGGCCUGAUGGAGGUCCCCACCCUGCAGCGAGUCUCCCGCAGCCUACCACUGCUACGGGCUGGCCCCACGGCCGGUGCCCUGGUGGACGAGGCGCUGGACUACCACCGAGCCAUGUUUGCCCAGCCGCUGCGGCAGACGGCACGCACCACGCCGCGCUUCCAGUCCCUCACACUGUACAUUGCGGGCGGCCGCAAGCGCGAGGUCAGCCGCGUGUGUGAGCUGCGCUUCUUCAACCCUGGCCCCCAGGAGCACCUGCGGCAGGUCGGGGGCGGGGCGAACUGGAGCGAGCUGGCGCCCAUGCCGGCCGGGCGUAGCCACCACUGCGUGGCCGUCAUGGGGAACUUCCUGUUUGUGGCGGGUGGCGAGGUGGAGCACACAACCGGCCGCACAUGUGCCGUGCGGAGCGCCUGCCGCUAUGACCCACGUGGCAACCGCUGGACGGACAUCGCACCCAUGAAGGUCUGCCGAGAGCACUUUGUUCUGGCUGCGUUGGGCCAGUACCUGUAUGCGGUGGGAGGCAGGAACGAACUGAGGCAGGUUCUGCCCAGCGUGGAGCGCUACUGCCCGCGCAGGAACAAGUGGAGCUACGUGCAGGCCUUUGACCGAUCCCUCUCCUGCCAUGCAGGCUGCGUAGCCGACCAGCUGCUCUGGAUCUCAGGUGGGGUCACAAACACAGCUCAGUACCAGAAUCGACUGAUGGUGUACGACCCAGAACAGAACCAGUGGCUGAUGCGCAGUCCCAUGCUGCAGAGGCGGGUGUACCAUGUGAUGGCAGCCGUCCAAAGGCAGCUGUAUGUUCUGGGUGGAAAUGAUCUGGACUUCAAUAACGACCGUAUCCUGGUACGUCACAUAGACUCCUACGAUAUUGACAUGGACCAAUGGACCCGCUGCACUUUCAGUCUGCUAACAGGGCAAAACGAGGCGGGCGUGGCUGUCCAUGACGACAGGAUCUAUGUUGUUGGUGGAUAUUCUAUCUGGACUAAUGAGCCCCUGGCCUGCAUCCAGGUUCUGGAUGUGAGUGCUAAAGGGAAGGAGGAAGUGUUUUAUGGGCCAACGCUCCCAUUCGCCUCCAAUGGGAUAGCCACAUGUUUCCUCCCUGCUCCCUGCCCCACCUGCCCUAACUUGCAGACUCUACAGAUGCCCCACCACCGAAUAGGAGCUCUCUAACAUACUCUGGUGCCUACACCUGGAGAAAUUCCUAAUCCAACAGCACAGCAUGUGAUCUGAUGAGAAUGGAAUCCAUUGCCCGGAGUGUACUUGCCGUCCACUUUAGGAGUGGACCAAUCUGAGAAUUAGCUGUGUAACCAGUAUGAAGUAGUGAUGGAUAAGGGGUACUUGAGCGGAGUGCAGUGAAGGCUGAUGCCAAACAUCUUCCACGUCUCAUCCAUAUACUGGUGUAGUUCAAAUCACCUCAUCUCACAGAGAUACUGCACAAACUGGACCCGUCAUAAAACCUCACAUGAAGUUCAUCUGAAAGGACUGCCAGUCAUUUACCAGUGAAUACCCACCAGAUGAAAAGCAGGUAAUCUGACGCAAAAAGCCAACUUCCUCAACUUUCUGUUCAAUAUGAAUCUCUUAUGUUUGUUACCUUGCCUUCCAAUAUGUUCUCAAAACUAUGGCCUGUACUUGUCUUUUCCUCCAUGGUCAUUUUGCCUGAAUACCUGAAACUUCAUCCAAUCGUUGAAGAAAUGAUUGCAUCUCAUGCUACAGAAGGAAUUGAGUGCUUUCUAUUCCAACUCAGGAGUGCUACUGUAUAGUUGAAUGUUUCUUAUUCUGACCAUAACUGAACUCUUGCACACAAAUAGUGUCAGGCUAAGCUAAACCUGUAUCAUGCUGCCUCCGGGAGUGUUUUCUCCAUUUUGGUAUUGGUACUGAACUGCUCCAAUCCAACACAUCCUCAGUGGUUCUAUGUCUGGGGAGAAACAUUAAAGAGGAUGUUUUUCAUUUUUUAACCUUUUUUUUUUUUUAGCUUUCAAUAAAUACCGAAGUUAUGCAAUUGUGCAA
Messenger RNA from Electrophorus electricus (electric eel), 3164 nucleotides. RefSeq names its product kelch-like family member 32 (gene klhl32). Gene Ontology annotation, molecular function: protein binding. Lineage: Eukaryota; Metazoa; Chordata; Actinopteri; Gymnotiformes; Gymnotidae. The record is from RefSeq and is a predicted model, not a curated record.